GUUGUAGGCACCAUAUCUCAAUGAAGAAAGGCUCCAUUGUAUGACAGAAGGGAACUAUUGGUGAAGAGUUCUACAUUAUCCUUCAAGGCGAAGUAGGCAUCUUCCUGGAAAUCCCUACUAGUUCGGAUGACACACAGCUAGGCGGGGUCUUUUCUAUUAAGCUUAAGGGACCUGAAUUUACAGAAUCUAUUAAAUAAGUUAAAUGGGAUGUACGAGUUCAUGAGGAUGGGCCAAAGAGAAGCUUUCGGAGAAGCCUCUUUGAUCAAUGAUGCGCCAAGAGGAGCUUCGAUAGUAUGAACCAAGGACUGACACUUUGCAGUCCUUUCCAAAAAUAAAUUUAACAACACAUUACUCAAAAUUGGUGAAAGACUUCGAGAAAAUUACCAAAAGUAUGGAGAUGAGGAUGUGAAUCCUGAAGAUUUCCUAAAAUUAGAUAACCUCAAGAAAUUAUUUCUAAAUCAAAGUUUCCUCACCACAUUUUUAAGAUCUUUGAAAAUAUUCGAAGACUGGACUUUAAAAUCUCUCCAAAAUAUCCUUUAUGUGGCUGACCUGAAGACCUUUUCUAAGGGAGAAAGUAUCUUCCUUCAGGGAGAAGAGGCAGAAGGAUUUUAUGUGGUCUUCAAAGGAGAUGUAUUGGUGACGUACAGAAUUCAGAAGAAUUAUUAUGAAAAAUUAACAUUUGAUGGAAACCUUCUUAAAUCUCAAUUUCAGGGUCAAAGUCCUUGAGCUAUUGAGAAAGCAUCUAAUGGUCAUAAGAAAGUACUUAAAACUGAAGGAAGUGGAAAUCCUAGCACUCUUGAUGGGUAUAGGCAGUCAUACCACAUUUUGGUAAAUCGGUCUAAAAAGAAGCAUCGUGCUGCCAAAGAUGUUGAGAUAAAAGUAGCUGGCCCAGGUCAAUUGCUUGGCUCUGAAGAUGCUGUUUUAAACAACUCAAAUCACAAAAUUAACAAUUAUAGUUAUACUGCUAAAUGCAAGUCUGCAACUUGCAAGGUUCUCUACUUUAGCAAGAAGCAGUGUUACGACAAGCUAAAUUUCCUGAACUGUAUGGACAAAAUAAUACAGUUCGCUAGAGUAGAAAGAGUACGGUUCGAUGAACUAAAAGACAAGAGUACUAACCUGUUCAAAGACCAGUUUGUCCAGCAGAAAUAGCCGUGAGAUUAACGUCAGAAAGAAAAGAAGUCACAGGAAGAAGCACGGUAAAAUCUCUAAAAGAGAGAAUACCCAAAGGUUCAAGGUCUUUGACAGCUGGUUUAACUCCACGAUGUCUGGCAAAAAAGUACAAAGAUCAAGAGGCCCCUCUGCCUCUAUGAAGAAACCUAGGCCAAAAGCCAGGGUAAAGAGUCCUGCAAUCAGAUUGAAUGAUUCCUUACUGCUUCAGAUGAAGAAUCAAAAGAAAUAGAACCCAAAAAUUAGGCACUUCCCAUAGAAUUUGUAGCCAAAGUAGCUGUAUCAAUGAUAAGGCAUUAGAAGCUAUUUUAGAACCAGAGAACAAGCAUGCUUUCAAACCUCAGUCUUCGAAAGGAAUCAAGCUGUUUACCAAGAGAGUUAGAACAACUGCAAGAAAAAGAGAUGUAAACAAUCGAAUAUAAAUAAUGUAACAACUCCAGUACCAAAUAAGGCAUCAGGAAGUCUAGAACCCAAAAGUAAUAUGGUAGAGGAAGACAGAUCAGCUGUCCUCAUGAAGAUGGUGAAGAGACUAAAUACUGGUCAAUUCUCUUCUAUUGAGCAACAACCACGCAUCUCUGUUCAUACUCCAGGAAUAAUGGGGCAAAUCAGGCUGAAAAGGCAGAAACAGAGCAUAGUCAGCACAGCGUUUUCAAACCAACUUACUAAUUUCACCGCAGGUCAGAAUAAAAGACCUGGAAGUAUUGCUGACUCAAAUAUCAUGAGACAGGGCAAUUUUUCGCCGACUGUUAGAGGCUAUUUUUCUCCAUCACAAAGAAACAGGAUUAAAGGUGAAACUCCUUUCACAGAUAAUAUCAUGAUGAAUAUAACGUCACUGAAUUCCCCUUCGAAUAGAGGGACUACUCCUAUGUCUCCCAUUGAGUCUCCUUACCAGUCAGAAGAUAACUUCACCUCAAAAGUUAUCAGACCUAAGGAUAAAAGAGCAGAUUUCUCAAUAGUCCAGGAUCUAUGAAGCCCUAGGAGCUUAUUAAAGAAGAAAAAUAGCAAAAUAUCAUCCAAAAUGGCAGUUGCUUGCUUUAUUCCCUCUUCUACUCGGCUUAAGAUACAACCUACACAGAGGCAGAAGUAUACGCCAACCAUGGAGCCUAUCUAUAGUGCAAGGGGAGGCGUUAAAUAA
This is a messenger RNA of Moneuplotes crassus, 2302 nucleotides long. Lineage: Eukaryota; Ciliophora; Spirotrichea; Euplotida; Euplotidae. The record is from the annotation of a GenBank genome assembly.